Molecule: messenger RNA, 1101 nt
Organism: Pocillopora verrucosa
Lineage: Eukaryota; Metazoa; Cnidaria; Anthozoa; Scleractinia; Pocilloporidae
Source: RefSeq, a predicted model, not a curated record
UCCAAGAUCCCUUGCAGACAAGUGUAUCCAAACCGACCUUACCUGUGAAGAUAUCGACUGCAUGGAAGCAGCCAAAGCUAAACUGGAAAAUAAACCAGAACUGAAGAGAGAAAUGUUUAUAGACGACGUCCUAAAAAGCAACAAGUCCGUGUGUUUCUACACUGGAUUGCCCUCCUAUGCCUGUCUUAUGAUGUUGUUUCCCUUUCUGAAACCAUUUGCAAAUGCAAUGAAAUAUUGGGACAACAAGAAAAAGGGACAGAGGGAAACGUAUCAGGAAGAUGAACAUGUUAACAAGCCGGGACCAAAGAGGCAGAUGCCAUUAUUUUCUGAAUUUUUAAUGGUUCUUAUAAGACUCAGGCUUGGACUGUUACAGAGUCACCUGGCAGACAUUUUUGCAAUUUCACAAAGUUCAGUUUCCAAGAUUUUUACAACUUGGAUUAAUCUUUUGUAUCAUGUAUUUAAGGAAGUUCUUAUAAUAUGGCCUGCAAAGGUUCAAAUUCAAAAGCACAUGCCUAAGAGCUUUAGUAGGUAUCCUCGGACCCGUGUAAUUAUUGACUGUACAGAGUUUUUUAUAGAGAAGUCCACUCAACCUUCAGCUCAGAAAAUUACUUGGAGUGAUUACAAGUCACAUAACACUUUCAAACUCUUGGUUGGUAUUUCACCCACUGGAGCCUUCACAUUUGUCUCUAAACUUUGGUCUGGUGGGGUCUCUGACCGAAAUAUAACUCAGAAAUCUGGACUGAUAGACAAGCUGGAACCUCUAGAUGAUGUGAUGGCUGAUAGAGGAUUCAAUAUUAGAGAUAUGGUCACAAAGAAAAAGGCCACAUUAAACAUUCCCCCCUUUGCAAAGGGGAAGUCCCUUUCAACAAAGGCAUGUACAAAAACCAGGAGAAUAGCUGCAGUUCGCAUACAUGUGGAAAGAGCAAUCCAGCGGCUCAAGUGUUUCCGAAUUUUACGUGGUGUGAUACCUAUCACCCUUGCUGCAGUUGCUGAUCAGACUGUGUUUGUAUGUGCAGCACUGUGUAACUUAAUGAAGCCUCUUGUUUCAAAGUAAAUGUCUAAAUAAUUUUCUUAUGUCUGUAUAAAUCAUAUGAUUUUUGA